Messenger RNA from Choloepus didactylus (southern two-toed sloth), 3716 nucleotides. RefSeq names its product pellino E3 ubiquitin protein ligase 1 (gene PELI1). NCBI's taxonomy places the organism in Eukaryota, Metazoa, Chordata, Mammalia, Pilosa, Megalonychidae. Bases 609 to 1865 code for a protein of 418 amino acids. The record is from RefSeq and is a predicted model, not a curated record. Gene Ontology annotation, biological process: regulation of Toll signaling pathway; protein K48-linked ubiquitination. The transcript has 9 exons. Gene Ontology annotation, molecular function: ubiquitin protein ligase activity; protein binding.
GACCCAGAGGCGGUGUGAGGCGGACGGGACCGUUGAGGGGCGCCGCCGCCGCCGCCGCCUCCGCCGUCAGCACCAUCCCUGCCGCGCGAUCGGAUUUGUCUCCAGCCCUCCGGGUGCGCGCCACAAAGCGGGCUGCGCGCUUCUCCCUCCGCCCGCGUCUCCUCAGCGCUCGGCGCCGUGGUCAACUUCCCCUUGCCGCGUCUCCUCAGCGCUCGGCGCCGUGGUCAACUUCCCCUUGCCGAGCUUGGCCGGCUGGCGAGGAAGGCGGCGGUGGAGGCACACCAGGCUGUCUCCUCGCGCUCCACACACACACACACACACACACACACACACACACACGUAUACACACACUUCACCCCCUCGAUCCGGGUCUCGGGGACCGUACUGGGAUUCCGGCCACCAACAUUUGUCCGGUGUCUUCUGGUAAAGAUGCUGUAGUCUAUCAACUAGGCUCUAAGAGGAUCGCUGGAGUCCUGUCCCAAAUCUCUGAAACCAACACAACUGAUGAAUACUUCUGUGAGAACACUUUGUUUUAUAAAGAGAUAAUGCAAAAGGUGUCCCCAGACUCCUGAUCAGUGAAUAAGGAUUUGAGAAAGACAGCCAAGCUCAUGUUUUCUCCUGAUCAAGAAAAUCAUCCAUCCAAAGCACCAGUAAAAUAUGGUGAACUCAUUGUCUUAGGGUAUAAUGGGUCUCUCCCAAAUGGUGAUAGAGGAAGGAGAAAAAGUAGGUUUGCUUUGUUUAAAAGACCUAAGGCAAAUGGGGUGAAGCCCAGCACUGUGCAUAUUGCUUGUACUCCUCAGGCUGCAAAGGCAAUAAGUAACAAAGACCAGCAUAGUAUAUCAUAUACCUUAUCGCGGGCUCAGACGGUGGUGGUUGAAUAUACUCAUGACAGCAGCACUGAUAUGUUUCAGAUUGGUCGGUCGACUGAAAGUCCUAUUGAUUUUGUAGUAACUGACACAGUUCCUGGAAGUCAAAGUAAUUCUGAUACACAGUCAGUGCAAAGCACUAUAUCAAGAUUUGCCUGUAGAAUCAUAUGUGAACGAAAUCCCCCCUUUACAGCACGGAUUUAUGCUGCAGGAUUUGACUCAUCAAAAAACAUCUUUCUUGGGGAGAAGGCAGCCAAAUGGAAGACAUCAGAUGGACAAAUGGAUGGCUUGACCACUAAUGGAGUUCUUGUUAUGCAUCCACGCAACGGAUUCACAGAAGACUCCAAGCCUGGAAUAUGGAGAGAAAUAUCAGUGUGUGGAAAUGUAUUCAGCCUGCGUGAAACCAGAUCAGCUCAGCAAAGAGGAAAAAUGGUGGAAAUUGAAACCAAUCAGUUACAAGAUGGCUCAUUAAUUGACCUCUGUGGUGCAACCUUGCUGUGGCGUACUGCAGAAGGCCUUUCCCACACUCCUACAGUGAAGCAUUUAGAAGCUUUAAGACAGGAAAUCAAUGCAGCCCGACCUCAGUGCCCUGUAGGGUUCAACACACUAGCAUUUCCUAGUAUGAAGAGGAAAGAUGUUGUAGAUGAAAAACAACCAUGGGUAUAUUUAAACUGUGGCCACGUCCAUGGCUAUCAUAACUGGGGAAACAAAGAAGAACGCGAUGGAAAAGAUCGUGAAUGUCCUAUGUGUAGGUCCAUUGGUCCCUAUGUCCCUCUGUGGCUUGGAUGUGAAGCUGGAUUUUAUGUGGACGCUGGCCCUCCAACCCAUGCAUUUAGCCCAUGUGGGCAUGUGUGCUCAGAAAAGACAACUGCCUAUUGGUCCCAGAUCCCACUUCCUCAUGGUACUCACACUUUUCAUGCAGCCUGUCCUUUUUGUGCACAUCAGUUGGCUGGUGAACAAGGCUACAUCAGACUUAUUUUCCAAGGACCUCUAGACUAACAGGACAGUUGUCCUCCAGGACUACAUUAUAAAUUUAUAAGCUAAGUGAUUUGGGAUUUCCAGCCUGUUGUCCAUAUCACAGUUUCUCUGUUUUGAUCGUUUGCAUUAAGAUGAAGAAUUUUUUAAAACAUUUAUAAUAAAUAGUAGCAAUUUCUGAGAAACUCAAGCAAAGGGAUUUCUGAAAGUACCAGACUCCUGAAUUCUGAGUUUUGAAAAUAUAUUUUGGGGAGAAAAAGACAUAGUCUAACUCGAUGCCUUCAUUUUAGUGUUUUUGAAUCACCCAUCCUCAGUGUUGAAAAAUUGUUUUGUAAAACUGAGGGUAUUGUUGGUUCAAACUAUGUUAGUUUACAGUUUGUUGCAAACAUUGUUGCAAACAUUGUAAAAUACAGCAACAUGUAUAUUAACUUUUUUUCUAUUUAUCUUUAUUAUAGAAACUGUCUUAGAAUGUCUUAGUAGAAUAGCAUGAUAGCAAUGGUGUCACAUCCUUGGUGUGAAUGGUAGUUUAGUGAGCAUAGCUCAAGGAUUUGCAAGACUAGGAAAGACAAGAAAGCCUCUCUUCCUCCACCCUGUCCCCGCUCCCCAUCUACAUAUGGAAUUUGGUAGGUUAGAACACUUUGUAAAGCCCAAUUCAUAUUAAUUACCAUUGUGUAAGAUGUGUUUGUUUCUAACCACAUGGAAGAUAAUCAGGAAAGUUUUUUUCUUAUUGUUUCUCCUGCGUCUAAUACUAUAACAAAAGCCUAAUGCUAAGAAACAUUUUUAUAUGCUCCUUUGAAUAUGCAAUUUAAUCUAGAUUAUCUAUUUUUCUCCCAUGAUAACUAAUCUGUUUUUAGUAUUGCAGCAUUUGGCAAGUUUAUUUUUUAGAUAUAAACUGUGGUUCAUCUGUUCACUGUUUCUAGAAAAAAAAAAAUCAUUCCCAUGAGGAAAAGCAUAAAUUAACAAGAAAGGAGAGUGGCUUGAUUUGCUUUUAGGAAAAGAAGUGUUUAAUUAAUUACUCUGUGUUUGGCCUCAUCCAGGCAUUAAGAAAUCUAAGAGAUACAAAGAGUCAAAUAACAACAGUGCCCUUUUCUUUUUUUAAGCCAGCAGACCAACCCUAACUGUGGGUAUGACUCCUAAGGAGAGUUGCUACAGUGUGAGUCAAGUAGAUGUUUGGCUGGCACCAAUGACAGCAGAGUGGAGGAAAAUAAAUGUGUUGUGUCUCUAAUUCCAGUAAGUUUUUUGCUUUCAGAAGCAAGAAACCAUGUCUCUUCACCCCAUCCCCACCCUUUUUUAACGCACCACAAGGAAAGAAAAGUAUAGGCAGUUGCACUACAUCAAACCCUUUUGUGACAUUUGUAGAAAUCAGUGCACUUUUAGAUUAGACAGAAUCAUUUUUUAAUCUUUUGUUUUCCUUUAGUUUGAAAAGUUGUAUAAUACUUAAUUGACAGUAGCAAAUUUCUGUAUGUGGUAGCAUAGCUUUAAUUUAUCUUAUUAUAAUGCUGUUCUGGAUUUUCUUUUGGUUUAAAAAAAAAAUUGUUGCUUAGAAGCCAUGAACUAUUUUAUUUUACUUCAACUGUCAGAAUUUCUGUGUUUUAAAAAAAUGAUCAUUUGGUUUCACUCAGGAAAUGCAUGUCAGGAAACUUGUAUUAUAAGUUUACUAGUUGUUAUGUAUCAGUAACUGCUGUUACCCCCUUUUCAAAGAAAUAUAAUUGAUUUUGAAGUUUUCUAGAGUGUCACAUGCCUUGUGACUAAUGCAAGGAAAUCAAGUCCUGUGUUGUAUUUGUUCUAAUCAUUUCUAUUCAGCUAUAUAUUGUAGCUAAUUUUUAUUUGCAAUUAAUUUAUUCAAACUAAGUAAAUACUUUUCAAAAUAGAUUA